Molecule: messenger RNA, 559 nt
Organism: Saprolegnia diclina VS20
Lineage: Eukaryota; Oomycota; Saprolegniomycetes; Saprolegniales; Saprolegniaceae
Exons: 1
Coding region: 75-515 (146 amino acids)
Cellular component (GO): extracellular region
Source: RefSeq, a predicted model, not a curated record
CGGUGAUUGGCAACGACUUCGGUUUCGUGUUCUCCGUCGGUCAAAGCCCUGGCAUCGGCAUAGCGCAACGUGCCAUGAAGCUCACACCACUUGCUUUUCUUGCCACUUCAUUCUUGGCCGCGCUCUCGGCCGCCGAGACGGAGUGCGACCUCAACAAGCUCGUGACGUCGUUUGGCAGUGUCCUCGGCGCCGCGAUGGCGUGUCAGAACGCGAGCAGCUACACCUUUUUGCCACCGACAAAGGAGCCCACCGCCGCCAACAUUGAAGCCAUUUGCGCGUCGCCCGCGUGCAUCCCACUGCUCCCAGCGCUCUCGUCCAUCCCCAACUGCUCGGUGGGCGCCAUCAACAUUGGCGCGUUCGCCGCCGCGGUCAACGCAAGCUGUGGCAACAAAACGGCAGCGCCCACGACGGCACCGCCCGCCGCGACGCCGAAACCCACUUCGCACACGUCGACGACGCGCUUGAAUCAUGUUCUUGGCGGCGCUGUCGUCGCCACCGUGCUUGCCUUGAGUUAACGGGAUCCGUAAUACAUCUACCACGAGAAGAAUUUUGCAGAUCA